CUAUUACGACGUGAUCCGUGUUUCCACUCGGACAUGUAUCGCCAGAUUCGGUCACAUUGACUCCAAGCAAAUCGCAAAAUGUACUCAAAGAAGUUUGGUCGGAUUUUACUUGGGUUUUAUUCCCAUAACACAAAUGUUUCGAGUGUCAUCAAACGUCGGCUUGCUACUUGUCCUUUUAGUUGGUCAAGUGCAUGUAAACACCGUAAACAGUUGUUGCAGAGGACGACGAUUGUGAGUUCGGAACGGUCUGUCCUUCUCUGUCAGAUGAGUAGUACUCAGUCAGCCUCCAAUACUACCGUGGACCCAGAGGAGGUGAGACGGUUCCAGGCCCUGGCCAGCAAGUGGUGGGAUGAGCAGGGAGAAUUUGCCGCUCUCCAUUCCUUGAAUGACCUUCGCGUACCUUUCAUAAGGGACAAUUUGAUGAGCCUACACAGAGAGUGUCAGCCGGGAAGACCCCUAGGAGGACUCAAGAUACUGGACGUGGGCUGUGGAGGAGGGCUGCUCACUGAGCCCCUGGCCCGUCUGGGAGGUCACGUGCUGGGGGUGGACCCCGUGGAGAACAGCAUCAGCCUGGCCCGGCUUCACUCGUCCAGCGACCCUGAGCUCGGCGGACGGCUCCGCUACCGGGCGUGCACUGUGGAGGAGCUGCUGGGGUCCGAGGAGGAUGUCCGGGGGGAGGAGAAGGAGGCGGGAGAAGGCCCGUUUGAUGCGGUGGUGGCGUCCGAGGUGGUAGAACACCUGGCCGACCUGGAAACGUUUGCUUUCUGCUGCGGUCACUUGAUCAAGCCAGGCGGCUCCCUCUUUAUCACCACCAUCAACAAGACCAACCUGUCGUACGCUCUGGCCAUCGUGGCCGCCGAGCAGAUCCUGCGCAUCGUGCCCCAGGGGACCCACGACUGGGACAAGUUCAUCAGCCCUGCGGACCUGGAGCGUCUGCUAGAGCCCCACGGCUUCUCGGUGCUGACUGUCCGGGGGAUGCUGUACAACCCGGUGACAGGGAGCUGGUGCUGGAGCGACAACACAGAGAUAAACUACGCGCUGCACGCUGUCAAGGCGGCUGAGGAGCCGCCGCACCGCCAGGCGGAGCCAGAGGGACGGGCGUGAACGGCGGCGCGGACGAGGUCACGGACGAGGUCACGGACGAGGUCAUGGACGAGGUUGCGCAGAGGUCAGCCACUGAACGAGGCCGGCGUUCCUGAUCAACAGAAGGCAGACUUUGGUACACGUUAGGUGCCGUGUACAAAUAAAGACGGGAUGAAACGACACUGCAUCACAGGUUACAUCUGUGUUACGUUAGGACGCUAAUGAGGAAACCAGUCGGUGGAUGUCGAGGAAGUAAAAGAAGAAGGUGUGGGGGACUCUAGGAGUCAUUGAAUCCUGUGGUAAACGUGCUAAGGAUUUCCUCGCAGGGUUUGCUUAGCUUGAGGCAGGUGCAUGCAUUGCUAUUUGUCGGGGUAUUUCCUUCUGUUGUCCUGUGCUGCUGAUUAUAUUCUGCAAAUUUUUUUUGGUCCGCUGAUGUUUUCAACAAAACAAGUGCAGCGUAUCUAAGCCAUAACUUCAGGGUGUUGUUUGCUGUUCAGAGAAUGGGAGGAUCACUUCUAUAGAUAUAUAUAAAUGUAUGUAUAUCUUGAUCUAUAUGCAUUUGAUAAAGUCCCUGUUGUGAAUUAUAAAGUCACUCCAUUCAUUUGUUCAAAUCAUUGAAUGACAUUUUGGUACAAAAUAGUUGACUUUCCUGUGUCAAAUCAAAAUUAAAUUAAAAUGGACACGCAUGUAAUAUGUGAGACGGUUUCCUCCACUGCAGUUCAGCAUCAUCUGCAAGAAUUGCAUAAGCCAAAUAAGCCUCUGGCAGAACAUAUGUCACGUUUAAACCAUGUCUGGGUCUUAUUCUUCAAUAGCAAAUUCUUACUUCAGGUUAAUCUGAAUUGAAUGGUCCUCUCUACUCUAACAGUUCCCUCGCUGUCACAGGAGUGACUUUCAAAGGCCUUGGCAAAUGCUGUUCUAUUUUGCACACAAACAAAGGAUAUUUAAGGAUCAAAUCUGAGAAGCUGAUUCAGUGAUGUCUGCAGUUGAUUUUCCGCCAGACUCCAGCACUUGGUAUUUCUAGUUCAACUUCUCUUGUAUAACAUCUUUAUUAAACGUACCUGCUUAUUAGGUAUGUAAUACUCUUAAAUGGAGACAAAUGCAUCAACUAUCUUUUCGGUGAGAUUGUCCUCUGAAAUUAGUAAUUAGUUAAUAAAGAAAUGAAUGGCUAUUA
Molecule: messenger RNA, 2254 nt
Organism: Gadus morhua (Atlantic cod)
Lineage: Eukaryota; Metazoa; Chordata; Actinopteri; Gadiformes; Gadidae
Gene: coq3
Product: coenzyme Q3 methyltransferase
Exons: 6
Coding region: 79-1104 (341 amino acids)
Biological process (GO): ubiquinone biosynthetic process
Cellular component (GO): mitochondrion
Molecular function (GO): polyprenyldihydroxybenzoate methyltransferase activity; 3-demethylubiquinol 3-O-methyltransferase activity
Source: RefSeq, a predicted model, not a curated record